Messenger RNA from Somion occarium, 997 nucleotides. The record is from the annotation of a GenBank genome assembly. Lineage: Eukaryota; Fungi; Basidiomycota; Agaricomycetes; Polyporales; Cerrenaceae.
GCCGUGCUAUUGACAGAAUUGCAGUUCAUGUUCUCGAGCUUCAUGCGCUUCGAAGGCUCAGUCGAAGUUGAAACGUUGACAACGUUGACCGGUGACCUUGAAGCACUGAGGCAGAUGACUGAAAUUACCCCGCUGACGUCACGACAUAAAAAGUGAACUAACCCAAACGGCAAAUCAUAGUUCAGCAUUCCCCCCCUCAAGCCCUCCGACACAACCCCAAUUUACCACACGAUGUCGUGGGGUCUUUCCAUUCCUCACGAUCAGCUCUAUCCCGAUAUGCCUUCCCACCGACCCGUGCACAUCAGCAAAGAUCUACAGCCUCCUUUUCCCGAGUGGGUACGCAGAAAGCUAGAGGCACUUUACGGGGCUUCAUCUGAGCCUGAUUUCAAUACUGCGUUUGAGAACUUUGUUGCUAAGGAGGCUAGCGAGCUUAGCAAGGAUGGACGAGCUCUUGGUUAUGAUGAGUUCAAGAGGGAGUUGUGGAAGGAAGUCAGAGGAAAUGGGAGGGUGAGAGAGCCGAGGGUGCAUGUUACCAAAGUGACCAAGGAGCCCGGACAUGGUGGAGACGGCGUUAACCUUACUGGUCAAUGGUCGUUGCUGUUCGAGGCUACAGCUAUACCUCGACACGUUCUGGAUAUGGAUGUUAUCGAGGACCGAUCGCUGAAAUCGCCACAUCUGCCGUUGACAAGUGGAGCGGAAUUCUUCGAUAGGAGGCGAGCCGUGAAAAUGCAUCUCCUGAAUGCCGACGCUGCUCAUGAAUUGAGCUGGUUUUCGGAGGGUCGUGAUAUAUCCCCGGAACGGUCGACCGCACGGGGGAGAAACCCGCCCGUUCCGCUGAGGUUGUCGUGACGAGGUUUGCUGGUUAAAGUGGAGCUUAGUUAACGUUCGAGGGCAUACUACGAGUUCAUUCAGAGGCUGAAAUGGGCGUUGAGAUUCGUUCCGAUUAACGUAAUUACGACAUCAUGAAUGGCAUACAAGGAUGAGCAAUGGGAAAGUC